Molecule: messenger RNA, 2763 nt
Organism: Balaenoptera ricei (Rice's whale)
Lineage: Eukaryota; Metazoa; Chordata; Mammalia; Artiodactyla; Balaenopteridae
Gene: TMCC2
Product: transmembrane and coiled-coil domain family 2
Exons: 5
Coding region: 443-2569 (708 amino acids)
Biological process (GO): amyloid precursor protein metabolic process
Cellular component (GO): endomembrane system
Source: RefSeq, a predicted model, not a curated record
CCGACGAGAACCUGCCCGGCCGGCCGCGCCAUGCCUGCCGCGCCCAGCAGCCCGGCCCGCCGGGAGGGAUGCGCUGUGCCGCCCAGCUCCGCUCCGCCCGGCCCUUGCCCUGAAGCAGAAAGUUUGGGGGCUGGGGGCUAUCUCCUCCCGCUCCAAUGACUGCCCAAGGACUCCUGCUGCCCAGCCUCGAUUGUGACCUGUCUUCGCUCCCCAGGUCGUAAUGAACUAUUGCAAGCUGUAACCAAGGCUCCCCUUCCUCUCCCCUCUCUCACCCUCCUUUAAAAAGGUUUAUUGUUUUAAUUCAAGAAAUUGUGAUCCGCCGACUCCCCUCCUCGUUAAUAAUUUAGACCCCAAGCCUCGUUUCUGAGUGUAAGAGGGGGUGCGGUCUCCCCCAAGAAGGCGCGCUGGAAGGACAGAUUCCCCUUGCCGACCCACAUACACCAUGAAGAGGUGCAAAUCGGACGAGCUGCAGCAACAACAGGGUGAGGAGGAUGGAGCUGGGCUGGAAGAUGCAGCUUGCCACCUGCCGGGCGCGGACCUCCGGCCUGGGGAGGCCACGGGUGCUAACUCUGCUGGCGGGCCAACUUCGGAUGCGGGCGCUGCCGCGGCGCCCAACCCGGGUCCCCGAAGCAAGCCUCCCGAUUUAAAGAAAAUCCAGCAGCUCUCAGAGGGCUCCAUGUUUGGCCACGGCUUCAAGCACCUGUUCCACGGCCGCCGCCGGUCACGGGAGAGGGAGCAUCAGACGUCUCAGGAUUCCCAGCAGCAGCAUCAGCAGGGCAUGUCCGACCAUGACUCCCCGGACGAGAAGGAGCGCUCCCCGGAGAUGCACCGCGUCUCCUACGCCAUGUCCCUGCACGACCUGCCCGCCAGGCCCACUGCCUUCAACCGCGUGCUGCAGCAGAUCCGCUCCCGGCCCUCCAUCAAGCGGGGUGCUAGCCUGCACAGCAGCAGUGGGAGUGGCGGCAGCGGGGGCAGUAGCCGGCGCACCAAGAGCAGCUCCCUGGAGCCUCAGCGUGGCAGCCCCCACCUGCUGCGCAAGACACCCCAGGACAGCAGCCUGGCCGCCAUCCUGCACCAGCACCAGUGCCGCCCCCGGUCUUCUUCCACCACUGACACGGCCCUGCUGCUGGCUGACGGUGGCAACCUCUUGGCCGAGGAGGCGGAGGGUCUCAGCGACAAGGUCGACAAGGGGGACCUCGUGGCCCUGAGCCUCCCUGGCGGCCCUGGCCAUGGUGACACCGAUGGCCCCAUCAGCCUGGACGUGCCGGACGGGGCCCCGGACCCCCAGCGGACCAAGGCCGCCAUCGACCACCUGCACCAGAAGAUCCUGAAGAUCACAGAACAGAUCAAGAUCGAGCAGGAGGCGCGGGACGACAAUGUGGCGGAGUACCUGAAGCUCGCCAACAACGCCGACAAGCAGCAGGUGUCCCGCAUCAAGCAGGUGUUCGAGAAGAAGAACCAGAAGUCGGCCCAGACCAUCGCCCAGCUGCACAAGAAGCUGGAGCACUACCGCCGGCGCCUGAAGGAGAUCGAGCAGAACGGGCCUUCGCGGCAGCCCAAGGAUGUGCUGCGGGACAUGCAGCAGGGCCUGAAGGACGUGGGCGCCAACAUGCGCGCCGGCAUCAGCGGCUUUGGGGGUGGCGUGGUGGAGGGCGUGAAGGGCAGCCUCUCGGGCCUCUCACAGGCCACCCACACCGCCGUGGUGUCCAAGCCCCGGGAGUUCGCCAGCCUCAUCCGGAACAAGUUUGGCAGCGCUGACAACAUCGCCCACCUGAAGGACCCUCUGGACGACGGGCCCCCCGAGGAGGCGGCCCGGGCGCUGAGCGGCAGUGCCACGCUCGUGUCCAGCCCCAAGUACGGCAGCGACGAUGAGUGCUCCAGCGCCAGCGCCAGCUCGGCCGGGGCGGGCAGCAACUCGGGGGCCGGGCCCGCUGCGGCGCUGGGGAGCCCCAAGUCAAACAUGCUGUACGGAGCCCCCGGAAACCUGGAUGCUGUGCUGGAAGAGCUGCGGGAGAUCAAGGAGGGCCAGUCCCACCUGGAGGACUCGAUGGAGGACCUGAAGGCUCAGCUGCAGAGGGACUACACCUACAUGACCCAGUGCCUGCAGGAGGAGCGCUACAGGUAUGAGCGGCUGGAGGAGCAGCUCAACGACCUGACCGAGCUUCACCAGAAUGAGAUGACCAACCUGAAGCAGGAGCUGGCCAGCAUGGAGGAGAAGGUGGCCUACCAGUCCUACGAAAGGGCCCGGGACAUCCAGGAGGCUGUGGAGUCUUGCCUGACCCGGGUCACCAAGCUGGAGCUGCAGCAGCAACAGCAACAGGUGGUGCAGCUGGAGGGCGUGGAGAACGCCAACGCACGGGCGCUGCUGGGCAAGUUCAUCAACGUGAUCCUGGCGCUCAUGGCCGUGCUGCUGGUGUUCGUGUCCACUCUCGCCAACUUCAUCACACCCCUCAUGAAGACCCGCCUGCGCAUCACCAGCACCGCCCUCCUGGUCCUCGUCCUCUUCCUCCUCUGGAAGCACUGGGACUCCCUCACCUACCUCCUGCAGCACGUGCUACUGCCCAGCUGAGCGGCCGGCCUGUCCCGACCCCGUGCUCUCCCCAGCCCCCCGCUGGCCAUGCUUCUCCGGGGGGACCCUGGGACUCCCGAGUCCUUGGACUUCUUCAUAUGUCCAGUUUGGGCUUCCUGCCCAAACUGUCCAUUCCAGCAACUUCUGCCCCCUUCUCUGUCCUUGCUUCUUCUGUCCAGUGCCUCCUCCCUGUU